This is a messenger RNA of Pimephales promelas (fathead minnow), 5393 nucleotides long. It is a transcript of the gene glra1, whose product is annotated as glycine receptor, alpha 1. The record is from RefSeq and is a predicted model, not a curated record. Gene Ontology annotation, biological process: monoatomic ion transmembrane transport; chloride transport. Gene Ontology annotation, cellular component: plasma membrane; postsynaptic membrane. Gene Ontology annotation, molecular function: extracellularly glycine-gated chloride channel activity; transmembrane signaling receptor activity; glycine binding. Lineage: Eukaryota; Metazoa; Chordata; Actinopteri; Cypriniformes; Leuciscidae.
UGUGAGGUGCUUUUUGAGUUUAGUAAAUGACUGCAGCAAGAAAUACUGUGGGGCUGGGGGGCUUGUGAGCGAUGGAACAAACCCUGUGUGCUGAAAUAUCAGCGUUUGGGCUUUUCUGACGAGGAUUCAAGAAAAACAUUGCAAGAAAAAAUUAACAGCGUCUCUUAACUAGACCAGACAAUGGAAGUAGCUUCAUGCAGCACUGACAAUUCACCCCAGGGAAACAAGUACGUACUAAAUCAGACUACCUCAGCCAGAGGUAGCAAAAACUAACGUGUGGCUCGAAAGCGACACAUUUCUUCACUGGGAUGCAUGCGAAAAGAAGCGCGGAGGAAAAGAGCAGACGCGUAUGUAUAUUUUCCCAAUGACUUUGAUGGCAUUCCAGCACUGUGAGGUGAUUUAGUGUGUAGUUUCGUUUGUUUAAAAUGUUUGCGAUGGAGCGCCUUUAGAUAUCCUCGGCGACUACGCAUCUAAUGCUGCCAUGGAUCGUCCGGAAUGAACAUCUGAAUUUUUCUCAUCGAGUUUUUUCCAAAGCGCUGCUUCCACCUGAAAUUCCGCAACCCGUAUGAAACAGGAGCUCCUCCGCUUCACCUAACGUUACACAGCCGCUGUCGGGAAAAUGAUCAGCUCGUCUGUAUGCUCUUGAGAUUUGUUUGGCCUUUCUGGGAAUCUGAAACAAGCAAAGGACGAAUUGUGCGCCUCAGAAGUGAGAGAAGAAAGGAAUUGUAUGGUGCUCUGAGCUGUGACUACAUCUACUCAUCUCCAACCUGACACAAUGUUCGCACUCGGGAUUUAUUUGUGGGAAACUAUUGUAUUUUUCAGCUUGGCAGCGUCCCAACAAGCAGCGGCUCGGAAAGCUGCCUCCCCCAUGCCCCCGUCAGAAUUCCUGGACAAGCUUAUGGGAAAAGUGUCCGGUUAUGAUGCAAGAAUCAGACCAAAUUUCAAAGACCCACAAGGCUCCAAAUCGGAUGGUACUCACAAAAAAGGUCCACCUGUGAACGUAACAUGCAACAUUUUUAUUAACAGUUUUGGAUCUAUUGCUGAAACAACAAUGGAUUACAGAGUGAACAUUUUCCUGAGACAGCAGUGGAAUGACCCUCGGCUGGCCUACAGCGAAUAUCCCGAUGACUCCCUUGACCUUGAUCCCUCCAUGUUGGACUCCAUUUGGAAACCUGAUCUGUUCUUUGCCAAUGAAAAGGGAGCUAAUUUCCAUGAGGUUACCACUGACAACAAGCUUUUGAGGAUCUCCAAAAACGGGAAUGUUUUGUACAGUAUAAGAAUAACACUGAUUCUGGCCUGCCCCAUGGACCUGAAGAAUUUCCCUAUGGAUGUGCAGACCUGUAUAAUGCAGCUGGAGAGCUUUGGCUACACGAUGAAUGAUCUUAUAUUCGAGUGGGACGAGAAAGGAGCCGUGCAGGUAGCGGACGGACUGACGUUACCUCAGUUUAUACUGAAGGAAGAGAAGGAUCUGCGCUACUGUACCAAGCACUAUAAUACAGGGAAGUUUACCUGCAUAGAGGCUCGUUUCCACCUGGAGAGACAGAUGGGCUAUUAUCUGAUCCAGAUGUACAUUCCCAGUCUCCUGAUUGUCAUUUUAUCUUGGGUGUCCUUCUGGAUCAACAUGGAUGCUGCUCCUGCCCGUGUAGGCUUGGGCAUCACAACUGUGCUGACCAUGACCACCCAGAGCUCAGGAUCUAGAGCUUCUCUUCCCAAGGUCUCGUAUGUGAAAGCCAUUGACAUUUGGAUGGCAGUGUGCCUUCUCUUUGUGUUCUCUGCUCUGCUGGAGUAUGCGGCCGUCAACUUCAUCGCACGCCAACACAAGGAGCUGCUGCGCUUUCAUAGGAGGAGAAGGCAUCUUAAGGAGGACGAGGCGGGAGACGGGAGAUUCAGCUUCUCCGCCUAUGGCAUGGGUCCGGCCUGUCUCCAGGGCAAAGAUGGCAUGGCCAUCAAGGGCAACAACAACAACGCACCCACCUCCACCAACCCCCCUGAGAAGACCGUAGAGGAGAUGCGCAAGCUCUUCAUCAGCCGCGCCAAACGGAUCGACACAGUGUCGCGUGUGGCCUUUCCGCUGGUCUUCCUCAUUUUUAACAUUUUCUACUGGAUCAUUUACAAGAUCAUCCGCAGCGAGGAUGUUCACAAUAUGAAGUAAAUAACGCAGUAAAGAGAUCCGAAUACACCCGUCUCUACGCCCCUCCCCACGUCCCACCGUGCCCGCCUUUCUCUCACUGCAGUGCUCUCACUCGCUUCCGGUGAUGACGAGUCCCUGCCAGAGGUAUUUAUUCCUCUUUUUUUUUUUUUUUUUUUUUUCGUCUCUUUCUCUCCUGUCCUCCUGAAUAAUCCGGACCUGUGCAAUAGCAAUGCAGUAAAAUGCAUGAUAUAUGAAUGUGGCAAUAUAUUUACUAAAAAAAAAAAUGAAAAUGACUAAAAGUAAAUAUUCAACUUAAGAACUUCUGAACUGAUGACUGGGAAUCCAAGAGGAAAACUUUUUUUGCAACUUGAAGACGCACUGCAUUGCGAGAAUAUGGAGAAAAAGUACUGCUGUAAUAUAUCAUAUAUUUAAAUGAUAAUACUUCCAUAAGAAAGUGAUUGAAAAUUCGACUUUUUUUUUUUUUUUGGUGUCUCGAGGCAGUUUGGGGCUUCCACGAUUAUACGAUGAAAACGUCACUGAGACCGAGAUUUGUUUUGGUACAGUACAUGUGUCCUGGAUGUUUCAUUCUGAUGUCGAUUAUUAAUGGAUCUUGAUGAGUGCCAGUGAAAAAAAUAUAUAUAUUUAUUCGAGCUGUGGUCAAUGUGUUCCUCUAUCUGUGCUCAUUUAAAUCUUUUUAUUUUUGUAUUAUUAUUUUUAAACAUCAGGUUGUGUUCUGAUCAUGUGCCAAACGUCAUCUUUUAGGUCGACCCAAAAAAAAAAAGACAAUUUCAUUUAUUUAUUUAUGUGUUCACCAUUUGAUAUAUUAAUGAUACGGGUUGAGAGGGGGGAAAUACUAAUAAUUUAUUAGAUAUAUCUAGACGCAUUCUUUUGUUUUGCCAUCGUUUUGACCAUCUCAGAGUAUGUCAGAAACGGACGGAAAGAAAAGCAAAGCGAUCUUUCAUAUCUCAUACUAUCACAACAGUGUUAUUUUUAUAAGCUUGGUUUAGCAGUACAGCCAGUGCCAUGAUACUAGUAGAUCUAUAUUUCCAACCAAAUGUAUAUUACAGUGUUUUUUCCUUUUUUUUUUUCAAACCUAUAUGUAUAAACUCUGCAUUGUGCAACAGAAUAAAAAAGUGCACAAAGGUUUAGUUUGUAAAAUUUAGGAUGCAUCUUCAUCUGGCUUCUCUAUGCAAUAAUCCUAUAUGCAAUUAUUUUCAGUGUUCAUCAUGUUGAAUAUGGCCGUUUUAUUCCGAAGGCCCCAAAAAAUGCUAUUUCGUACGUGUUCAAUUUUCUCUUCCAGUCAUGCUCAUUUGCUGUCUAUGCAUGGCGAGGCUUUUUUGUGUGUGGUGCAGAUGAUAUAAAUGUCAUUUUUCACUUUUGUAAUGUUUUGUUUGACUACCGAACUGAAGAGAAACACCAUUACACAAAGUGAGCAUGUGUCCAGACUGUGUGAUAGAUGCCCUGUGUAGGAUAUGCAAGAUUUUGCCAUGCGUGACAUAUAUAAAUAUAUAUACUUUUCGUUUGUUUAAAACCAAAGAGCAGUUUUGUUACUCUGUAGUCAAUUUGCCUUUCCGGUUUUCAAACUGAAGUUUGACCAAUUUUUCGUCGUCUCCAUUUCGUCCUGUUUGACAUUGACCAAUUUUGUAAGACCUGUAACAUUUGUAAUUUAUUCAGUUUUUCAAACAUUUCUUCAAGAAAACCUACAAGCAUAUAUCUUUAUACACUGCGAAUAGUCAGACAUUUUGUGACAGAAUAAUAUUACCAAGAAACUCCAAAUGGUAUCAUGAUGUUUUGAUGUGCGUAUAUAUAUAUUUUGGUUGAGAGUGAAGCUAAGUUCAUAGGUAAUUGAUGGCACAUUUUAAUUGAUUUUUUAUUCCAUUUAUUUGGUUUCAUUUCUUUAAAUGACCAGGCAUAAUGGCAAAUUUGAAGGGCUAUUUUUGAUUCUUAACAUCAAAUCUUCUCCCUCAAAUGAAUCGGCUUGUGACAAAGUGCUCAAAUGUGUGAUCUGAAAACUGGUUUAUACCUCACUGGUGAAGACACUGGGUUACACUAUAUAUUAGACCUCGCUGUAUGAUACGUUAAGCAGAAGCUGAGUUCUACUCGAGAACAUUGUAAUGUGAAACGCUAUCCACAUGCAGCACAAUGUAGCAAGAACACAUUUCACACAUCAUUUGAAUGUUCACACAUGAUGAAUUGUGCUGAAAGGAGUGUUCACGACUGGAUCUGGAACAUUACAAACAAUAUAAAUCAUCGUUGUUUCAAAUAGUCAUUCUUCCGGCGAGUCCUGUGCGAGACUGAUCGAGGCACACGAUGUACGAUAUACAUCACAGUGUACAGUGCGGAAAGUCAUGAAGUUGCUUUAUACACUCGAUGUGCUCAUUCUUGAAAUGGGAAACGCAAAUAUGUAGUCAAAAACACAUUUAGAAAAAGAACAUUUGUAGAAAUACGUUCAGCUUCACGUUGCUGUUUAUGACCGAUUUGUUUCUUGAUGAACCCUGCUUAAGGCUAUUGACGAUGUUGCUGGACUGUCCCGUGUGUAAAUGACAGCGGUGACGCCCCGGGCCCUCACACACGCAAUACACAUGACGAGUUGUGACAAAUAGUGCUGGCUCGGGAACACAAGGACAAUGUGAUGUGAAAUAUGUGCUAUAUGCAAAUACAAUUUGUUAUUUGGCUUAAUAAUCAUGAAAAUAUCGAUUUAAUGUCCUGAUGAUUUCUGAAUCUUACUUUGAGGCAUGUUUCUUUUGUGUGUGUGUGUGUGUUUAUCAUUUAUUUUAUUGAUUUUGUCCUGUUUUGAUUUAAUGCCACCUUUAUUCGAUCACAACUGCCCAGGAAGUGGUGAUCUCUGAGUGAUGAUUGGCAUGGCCAUCAUAUGUAACUUAUGUACGCAAAACUGUGGGUAAAAUUUUUAUUUUUGCACAAGUUGGUAUGGCCUUAAUUUAAAGGGUUUAUUUGCUUCUAUUGUGGAUUGGCACAAAGUGCAUCUCUUCAUUUGCUUCUUGUCAUUCUCCGAGUGCACUUCCAAGCAGUGAAAAGAACAGCGAAUUCUUAUUUUUUAUGUUCCAAUACUAAAACAUGGAAUUUUUGUGCAUGAAUAGAAUUAAAUGGCAGAUAUUUUUGGCUUGUACAGAAAUGUGAGCAAUUUGAAGAAAAACGGAAUGUACCAUUUCUGCUAUAUCUGUAUAUAACACAAUAUUUAUUGAAAUAUGUCAUAAUGCUAAAUCUAAUUCUAUUAAAGGUUUUCUGAACUAAAACAUCUGAA